This is a messenger RNA of Rhineura floridana, 1082 nucleotides long. RefSeq names its product endothelial differentiation related factor 1 (gene EDF1). The coding region runs from base 176 to 622 and encodes 148 amino acids. Gene Ontology annotation, cellular component: nucleus. NCBI's taxonomy places the organism in Eukaryota, Metazoa, Chordata, Lepidosauria, Squamata, Rhineuridae. Gene Ontology annotation, molecular function: DNA binding. The transcript is spliced from 5 exons. The record is from RefSeq and is a predicted model, not a curated record.
GCGAGUUGGCGGAGGCAUAUUGCCCCAGCCAAUGGCGCCGAAGCCUCGGUGGUGAGUGGCCUGCGCGCUGGCCAAUAGGCGCCUGUUUCCCCCGCCCUCGCGAGGAACGAGAAGGAUGAAGGAGUGAGCGGAAAGGGGGACGGCCUAUUGCGGAGGCUGAGCAGGAGGCGAGGCCAUGGCGGAGAGCGACUGGGACACGGUGACGGUGCUGCGCAAGAAGGGCCCCAGCGCAGCCCAGGCCAAGUCGAAGCAGGCUGUCCUAGCUGCUCAGAGAAAAGGGGAAGAUGUGGAGACCUCCAAGAAAUGGGCAGCAGGCCAAAACAAGCAGCACUCCAUCACGAAGAACACGGCCAAGCUGGACAGGGAGACGGAGGAGCUUCACCACGACAGGGUCCCCUUGGAAGUGGGGAAGGUGAUCCAGCAGGGCAGGCAGAGCAAGGGGCUGACCCAGAAGGACCUCGCCACGAAAAUCAAUGAGAAGCCACAAGUCAUCGCCGAUUACGAAUCUGGAAGGGCAAUACCCAACAACCAGGUGCUGGGUAAAAUAGAGAGAGCCAUUGGUAUGAAGCUUCGCGGGCGGGACAUUGGUAAACCCCUCGAAAAAGGCCCGAAAGGGAAGUGAUGACAAAGCCUCGAAAUCAGUUUGCCCCGACUGGUCUCGCCUGGCCGUUUCCUGGGCGGCCGGGUCUCUCUCUGUCUUCGCCAAGCUCAGCAAGACCGCUUGAGACUUGCUAGAGGGGAAACCUGCAGAAUUUCAGCCCUUGCUGUCUAAAUCGGCCAAUUUCCCAACUGGUGACGUGUUCUCUCCUGACUCUCUCCUUCCGUCUUGAGAUUGAGUAUCCAAAAUCUAAUAAAUGCUGCAUCUGAAUCUGCCAGGGGCGAUAAAGAAAAUGAAAUAGUGUUGUUUAUCUUUUGGUGUGUGGAGCAGCUGGGGUUGGUCUCUGGCUGAAGCAUUUGUGGGGAAGGGCAGGAUCCAGAGAAACGGUGGAGGCAUGGGUGGCAGAUUUCUCCAGCUGUUUUUCGUAUGUCCAUUUCUUCCAGCUGCUCUAAAGGGAUCUCAAAUAAAGCUUGUUACCCUUCAA